Molecule: messenger RNA, 99 nt
Organism: Staurois parvus
Lineage: Eukaryota; Metazoa; Chordata; Amphibia; Anura; Ranidae
Source: the annotation of a GenBank genome assembly
AUGUUCAGAAUGUGGCAAGUGCUUCUCAACGAGAGUAAAUCUUGCUCAACACCAAAAGGUUCACACGGGAAAAAAGCAAUUUUCUUGCUCAGAAUGUGA